CUUCAAAAGACAUUACUAAAACAGUCAAAGAAAUUAAAUUUAAAAAUAUGUUUGGACCUCGAAUUUUAAAUGAAAGAGAAGAAAAUAUCGAAAUUUUAAAUGAAGGAGAAGAAAAUAUCGAAAUUUACAAAGAACAAUAUUUCGAACUUGUCAAUAAACACAAUCCAAAAAUUAAAUUUUCUGUUUAUAUUGAAGAAGAUGAAUAUGAGGAAAAUUAUCUCGUGAUAAUUGAUGCUGUAAUUGAAAGAAUUUAA
Molecule: messenger RNA, 254 nt
Organism: Meloidogyne enterolobii
Lineage: Eukaryota; Metazoa; Nematoda; Chromadorea; Rhabditida; Meloidogynidae
Source: the annotation of a GenBank genome assembly